AUGGCUGAUUCAGACACGUAUCGUCCUCAGCUGACUCCCAUCCUGUCCGAUGUGGGCCGUGCUCGAUGGUCCAGCGCGGGCGUCCGACUCAAUCGUGCGUUCGCUCGCUCGUUCGCUGGCGCUGCCGGCCGGUCUCCACAAUUUGCACUCCAGAUUGGGAGGGUCCUAGGUCCUUACCUAGCCGCCACCGCGGGCGCGCGGGGCCCCUUCCCUGAUCACUAUGGAGCCUGGAGCCUUGCGUUGGCGCAGCCUCGUCGCUUGAAACGGUCGCUGGCCCAGCCGCAUCCAGUGGCACUGCAUCCGCAUCGCCUGGUCUGGAGAGGUUGUCAGCCCGCGAGCCUGAAAGCCUACUCGAGCACCUCGAGCACCACCCCGCCCCCUCACUUGCCGGCUUGUGCAACCCCAAUCCCCCCCGAAUCUGCAACCACCACUGCUGAUAACGUGGAUCAGCCUUCCACUGACAUGUCGCAGCGCGAGAGGUCUCGUUCUCCCCGUAGGGGUCGCUCCAGGAGCCCGAACGGUCGCCGCUCAUACUCGCCGCGUGACGAGUCGAGGAAUAACAACCACCAGAAGAGGAGAAGCCGUUCUCCCAUGACGGGCCAACCCCAGCAGACUGGACAGUCUUCCAACACUGGCUACAACGCUCCUCCCCCUCACCACGGGUCGUACGAAGAUCGUGCGGCUCGCCGCGAACAGGUCAUGAACAACAUCCGCGAGACGUCCCAGCAGGACCGCCGCGUCUACGUCGGCAACCUGUCUUACGACGUGAAGUGGCAUCACCUGAAGGACUUUAUGAGACAGGCUGGAGAGGUUCUCUACGCCGAUGUCUUGCUUCUUCCUAAUGGAAUGUCGAAGGUGGGCGCCUACAAUAUUGUGGAAUAUGCCACUAGGGAACAGGCUCAACACGCCAUUGCGACUCUCAGCAACCAGAAUCUUAUGGGCCGCUUGAUCUACGUCCGCGAGGACCGCGAGAGUGAGCCUCGUUUCGGCCCUCCGGGCGGCAUUCCCCGCGGUGGUUACUCUGGCGGCAUGGGCGGCGGUGCCUACGGCGGCUUCAACCCUAUGGGCACUGCUGGCCGCCAGCUCUACGUCUCUAACCUGCCCUUCAACAUUGGCUGGCAGGAUCUGAAGGAUCUCUUCCGCCAGGCUGCUCGUCAGGGCGCCAUCAUUCGUGCCGAUGUCCACAUGGGCCCCGAUGGCAGGCCCAAGGGUUCUGGUAUCGUCGUGUUCGAGUCCCCCGAUGAUGCUCGCAACGCCAUCCAGCAGUUCAACGGCUACGAGUGGAACGGUCGCAUCAUCGAGGUGCGUGAGGAUCGCUUCGCCAACCCCGGCAUGGGCGGCCCUGGCUUUGGUCGUGGCGGCUACGGUGCUCCCCGUGGUGGCUUUGGUUAUGGCGGCCGUGGCGGCUUCGCAGGCCGUGGCGGUUAUGGUUACGGUGGUCGCGGUGGGUUCGGCGGUCAUGGCGGCUAUGACAACAACGUCUCGAUGCCUCCUAACCCCUUCACCGACAACGUUGUUCCGGGCACGGAGAAGUGUGACACUAUCUUUGUCCGCAAUCUUCCUUGGUCAACGAGCAACGAGGACCUCGUUGAGCUGUUCCAGACUAUCGGCAAGGUUGAGCAGGCCGAGAUCCAGUAUGAGCCGAGCGGCCGCUCCCGCGGUACCGGUGUCGUCCGCUUCGACAACGCCGACACAGCCGAAACUGCUAUCGCCAAGUUCCAGGGUUACCAGUACGGCGGUCGUCCGCUCAAUAUCGCCUAUGCCAAGUACCUCAACCCGCAGCAGAACGACAACGCCAUGGACACCGAUCCGCAUGCUGGGCUUACUCAGGACCAGAUUAUGUAA
Thermochaetoides thermophila DSM 1495 is the source of this 1845-nucleotide messenger RNA. RefSeq lists its product as uncharacterized. Gene Ontology annotation, cellular component: cytoplasm; nucleus. The record is from RefSeq and is a predicted model, not a curated record. The coding region runs from base 1 to 1845 and encodes 614 amino acids. NCBI's taxonomy places the organism in Eukaryota, Fungi, Ascomycota, Sordariomycetes, Sordariales, Chaetomiaceae. Gene Ontology annotation, molecular function: mRNA binding. The transcript has 9 exons.